Molecule: messenger RNA, 5145 nt
Organism: Sclerotinia borealis F-4128
Lineage: Eukaryota; Fungi; Ascomycota; Leotiomycetes; Helotiales; Sclerotiniaceae
Source: the annotation of a GenBank genome assembly
AUGAUAGACGAUACUGGAGGAAGAAGAAGCACAAGUCUGUCGUCCUGCGAUGAGAUGGCAUCUCCGUUGUCCGAUUCGCACACCCCACCUUCUGCGAUAGCGAUGGAGAACCCCGCUCCUCCGAUAAAUAAAGAGAAUCAGCGGGUCCGGUUUUCGGUCGAUGUUGAGCGAGAAAAAGAGCGAGAUCGAGAACGAGAACGGGGGGGGUUUGCUGAAUCUUCUGGUCAAAGAUCUGCGACUGCGACUACGAUUCCGAGUUUGAGUAUUGAUACAGGGAUUGCGCCGACGGAAGCGGUUGCGGAUGGCAGAUCACAGACGGCAGGUCAAAGGAGGAGGGUUCUGGGGGUGUCGCCAAUUUCGCCGAGGACGAGGGAUAGAGGAUAUUCGUUGAGACGGAAUUUGUUUGCACGGGGGUUAAAUAAUGGAUCGGAACAGGAGCACAUUGAACUUGAGGAAGCAGGACCUCCGCAAGGUCGUGGGAAGAAGGCACAGAGUUCGGUGGUGGUAUGUUCCGUACAUGAUCAGGUUGAAGAGGCACCCAGCGAGGGUGUCCAAUCUACGAACUCGAGUAGAAUAUCUAAACGUAGGGAUAAGAAGGCUUUUGAGACGAGAGACUUGCCCAAUUAUGAUCGCUUUGUGCGCAAGGUGAAGGGGGACGGUUCCAUUUUACAAAAAGCGAAGAAGAAAUCACAAUGGUUCUACAAGAAGAAAAUAUUGGAAGAUGUUCUCCGGCAAAGAGAGAUACCUUCUUCGAAAGAUGGACGGCAUAUUGAUCUGGAUGCUACUCGCAAGCAGAGUACCCCGCUAAUUGACGAGAGGACUGGGGUAGCAUACAUCAGCAAUACGAUACGCUCUAGUCGAUAUACCAUAUGGAAUUUCGUACCUAGGCAACUGUUUUUCCAAUUUUCAAAACUGGCCAAUGCAUACUUCCUGCUGGUUUCCAUUCUACAAAUGGUUCCUGGACUUUCACCUACGGGAAGCUAUACCACAAUUGCCCCGCUAUUAGUGUUUGUGGUGAUCAGUAUGGCGAAAGAAGGGUAUGAUGACGUCCGUCGUUACAAAUUGGAUCAGGUCGAAAAUAAUAAUCGAACGUCGGUCUUGCAAGCAUAUAAGCCUCUGAAUAUCCAUGAGAUAUCCCACAUUCGAUCUAAAGACUUGCGAUCAAAGAAGGUCAAGAAGGGCUUGGGCAUCGAUUCCCCUGAGACGGUACAUGAAAUUAAUAUUGAAGCAACAGCUUCAGGGCCAAAGCACUGGGCAACGUUGAAGUGGAAAAGUCUCAAAGUUGGUGAUAUUAUAAAACUUCAUCGAGAUGAGGCAGUGCCGGCAGAUAUUCUCCUUCUGCAUGCAGAUGGACCGAACAACAUCGCCUUUAUCGAGACCAUGGCACUAGAUGGUGAGACAAAUCUGAAGACGAAAUCACCGCCCGUUCCUUUGGCCAAAAAAUGCUCAACUGUGGAGAAAUUGGUUGAUUGUCGUGCUCAUGUUGUAAUCGAAGAUCCUAAUUUGGAUCUAUAUAAUUUUGACGGAAGAGUCACGAUUAAUGGCGAGACCCUGCCACUUACGACCAACGAGAUUGUUUUUCGAGGAAGCAUUUUGAGGAAUACACCUAGUGCCAUUGGUAUGGUGCUCAACACGGGCGAAGAGUGUAAGAUCAGAAUGAACGCCAAUAAAAACCCUCGAGCGAAAGCACCCGAGAUGCAAAAGAUUGCAAACAACAUUGUCAUUAUUCUUGUUAUCUUCGUCGUUAUCCUCGCCCUAUUCUGUACCAUAGCUUACCAAGUAUGGUCUGAAAACGUCGAGAAUAACUCUUGGUAUUUGGCAGGAGCACAUUUUAAAUUCAGCUUCUCAAUUGUUGCCUUCAUCAUUCUCUUCAACACAUUAAUCCCACUCUCGCUCUAUGUCAGUUUGGAGAUCAUCAAGGUUGGACAACUACUUCUCAUGCACGAUGUUGAGAUGUACGAUCCCGUAUCGAACACUCCAAUGGUUUCAAAUACAUCUACGAUUCUCGAAAAUUUAGGUCAGAUCAGUUACGUAUUUUCCGACAAGACGGGCACUUUGACCGAUAAUAUUAUGCGUUUUAGAAAGCUGAGUGUCGCUGGAUAUGCUUGGCUUCAUGACUUUGACUUGGUUCGAGAAGCGGCUAAACAGCAGGAGCUAAAUCCAGGCAAGGGGAACGAAGUGAAGUCAAAUAACAAGGGCAAAGGAAUCGUUCAACAAUUUUCGAAGAAACAAGCACAUAAACCUCGCCCAGAAGAUGACGGACUACCCACCUCGACUACCGAUGUUCCUAGGAGAUCUGGCUCUCUGUGGAAGUCAUCGGCACAACCUCAUCGCGUUAAACUAGAAUUCCGAACGGAGGAAAUGAUACGCUACAUGCAGAGUAAGCCUCAUAGUGUAUUCACCAAGAAGGCGAAAUUCUUUCUUUUGUCCAUUGCACUUUGUCACACAUGUCUUCCGGAAGUUCGAGAAAACGGGCAGAUAGAAUUUCAAGCUGCGUCUCCGGAUGAGUUAGCUUUAGUGCAAGCUGCUCAAGAGCUUGGCUAUUUGGUCAUCGACAGACCUGCUCGUUCCAUCACCUUGACCGUUACAAGCGAAUCCGAGAAUGUUACUGAGACCUAUGAAAUUCUUGAUGUGAUUGAGUUCUCGAGCAAACGGAAGCGGAUGUCAAUCAUCGUCAGAUUUCCAAAUGGCAAAAUUUGCAUUUUCUGUAAAGGUGCAGAUUCUUCUAUUCUUCCACGCUUGAAACUUGCCCCAUUAGCAAUGCAGAAAGCCUCGGAAGUCCAGAGGCGAUCAAGUACCAGGAAGAGUCUGGAGGCUGAGGAGGUACUACGGAGAAUGAGCGAAAGUAGUCCAAGGACUAGCUUUAGUCGACCCAGUAUGACUCUUCCCAGGUCAAGCAUGAGUCGAAAUCGGAGAAGUAUUGGCGGCGGAAGGCCAAGUAUGACUAGUACAAGAUUGCAACCUAUACGAGACGAGCUCGACUCUUGGUUGAGAGAAAGAGAGAGUGAUAUCGAAAUGCCGGAUCUGGAUGGAACGACCGAUGCUUACAGAACUUCAACGGCUAUGGGACGAACCUCUUUCGCUUCAUCGAAUAUGAGAACUUCUAUGCAAACUGCACAUUUUGAUGAGUUUGUCGACGAGGCGCUUGUUCUAGACGAUGCUGCUGUAUUCGAGCGCUGUUUCCAACAUAUAGAUGAUUUUGCUGGUGAGGGUCUCAGGACACUAUUAUUUGGAUAUAGAUUUUUGGAAGAACAAGAGUAUACCGGGUGGAAGAAGAUAUACUUGGAUGCCACAACAAGCCUUGUAGAUCGUCAAAACAUGAUUGAGAGCGCGGGAGAAAUGAUUGAGCAGGAUUUCGAUCUUUCGGGUGCUACAGCUAUAGAAGAUAAACUCCAGCAGGGUGUACCGGAGACGGUGGAUAAGUUGAGAAGGGCGAAUAUUAAAAUUUGGAUGCUUACGGGGGAUAAGAGGGAGACGGCUAUUAAUAUUGCACAUUCGGCGAGGAUUGCCAAGAAUUACUCGGAGGUGGUUAUCUUGGAUCGGACUACAGGUGAAGUGGAGCAACGAAUGGCUACUACAUUGCUUGAUAUCAACAACGGAAAUGUCGCGCACUCGGUGAUUGUCGUAGAUGGACAAACACUUUCGGAUAUCGAUGCGAAUAAGACACUUUCACUUUUGUUUUUUGAACUUGUUGUGCAGGCCGAUUCGGUUAUUUGUUGCCGAGCAAGCCCAAGUCAAAAGGCAUCACUCGUGAAGAAGAUUCGAACAAAGGUCAAUAAAUCCAUCACCUUGGCCAUUGGCGAUGGCGCAAAUGAUAUUGCCAUGAUACAAGAAGCUCAUGUGGGAAUCGGCAUUAGCGGAAAAGAAGGUCUUCAAGCAGCUCGUAUAUCUGACUAUUCGAUCGCGCAAUUCCGGUUCCUACAGCGAUUGUUGUUCGUUCACGGUCACUGGAAUUAUGUCCGAACAGGAAAGUAUAUUCUCGGGACUUUCUGGAAAGAAUUCUUGUUCUACAUGAUCCAGGCUGUGUAUCAAAAGUGGAAUGGAUAUACCGGUACCUCGCUCUUCGAAUCCGCAUCUCUGACUGUCUUCAACACGCUCUUCACUUCCCUUUGCGUUAUCUUCCUUGGUGUAUUCGAUCAAGAUCUCUCGGCCACAACUUUACUUGCGGUUCCAGAGUUGUAUACCUAUGGACAACGUGAUGGAGGAUUCAACCUGGAGAAAUACUUUGGUUGGACAUUCAUGGCUGCGAGCGAAAUGAUUAUGAUUUUCUUCCUCGCGUAUGGACUUUUUGGAGAAUCGAGGUUUACGGAUGAUAAUACGUUGUAUUCCCUGGGUGAUCUUUGCUUUACGGCAGCGGUUAUUAUUAUUGUUAUGAAACUUCUCGUCCUUGAAAUGCAUAACAAAACCUACAUUGCCGCCCUGGGCGCUCUCCUCAGCAUCGGCGGUUGGUUCCUCUGGAACCUCCUCCUCUCCUCUAUCUACAGCGUUAAAGCCAUAACCUACAGUGUUCGGAAUGGGUUCCUUUUUGGAUUUGGUCGAAAUGCUUUAUGGUGGUGCACACUCAUCAUUAUUUUGGCGACGGCUUUCGUGUUCGAAGUAGGGGUUAGUAGUGUGAGGAAGGCGUUUUGGCCCGAGGAUAUUGAGAUGUGGCAGAUAUUAGAAAAGAAUGCGGAGGUGAGAAUGAGGCUGGAAAUGGCGGUUAGGGGGGAGGGGUAUGUUGAUAUUGAUGGGGUGGGGAAGGGGAAGAAGAGUGAUGAUUUUGAGGGGGGUGAGAAUGCGGGUGCGGAUGGGGAAAGAGAAAUUUUAGAAUUACUUGAGAGGCCGAGGGUUAUGCAUUCGGUUGUGCGUGAGAGGUCGCAGGAGAGUGAGAGACCGAUUAGUAGUGGGACGGGGGCGGUGAGGGGAAGUGCGAAUACGCAUUUGAGGAUGAGGAAGGGGAGUGUGGUGGAUGAGGGUGGGAGUGUGGAGGAUACUUAUGAUCAUGAGGUUGGACAUGGAAAUGAUAACAGAAAGGGAAACAAAAUGGGGAAUGGAACCGGAAAUGGGAUUGGGAAUGUGGCGCUUAGCCCGAUAGAAAUGGCGGGAAUAAAUGGUGGAGCGGGGACUAGGAGGGCUUUUAGCUUUAGUUCUUCGGGGGCUUUGUGA